ACUGAUAUCCCCCCAUACAGUCCCCGACUCCGCGGAAUCCCCUCAUGCUCUAUCUUCUGUAGAUUGAUCUUUUGACCUCAUGUGCCCCUCAUGUCUCUCUCUCACAGAUCAUCGUCAUCUGUUGCGUCCGGAAUCGUACCUAAUUAGCACACCCUCACUUCUCCUCCACGCACCCUAGCCUCUCCACCAUGGCGCAAGAGAAGGACAUAGGCAUAGUCGGUGGUGUCACUGCUAGCCUAGGCAUCUUGAUGACCAUGGCUGCCUUUCUUGCCAUCUCCAUGUACAAUGUCGUCGAGAUCACGUUCUUGAUAUUCGCCGUCUUCAAACAACGCACAGGACUCUACUUUUGGAGCUUCUUGAUUGCAACCUUCGGCAUCGCUCCUCACGCCAUUGGCUUUGUCCUCAAGUUCUUCCAAGUCACCAAAUUGGACCUGCUGUCAAGCGCCAUCAUCGGCUUGGGCUGGGCAUGCAUGGUCAUUGGACAAUCGGUCGUCCUGUAUUCGCGUCUGCAUCUGGUUGUUCGGGAUAAGGCUCGGAUUCGGUGGGUCUUGUACAUGAUCAUCUUCACUGGUGUCGGCCUCGGCGUCCCGCUGUUUACCCUAGCCAUGGGCGCUAAUUCCAAGCAUUCCGCUCAAUUCCUCCCUGGCUUUUUGAUUUACGACAAGAUACAACUUGUCGUCAUUUCUGUCCAGGAAACAAUCAUAUCCAUGAUUUACAUCUACGAGACGGUCCUCCUGCUGGGUGGCCAUGACGGCCAGGCUCCGCGGCCCAUCAAGAAGCUCCUCAGACACCUCAUCCUCGUCAACGUCAUGGUCCUGAUCUUCGACAUUACCCUUCUUGCCGUCCAAUUCUCAGGCCACUACCAAAUCCAAACCACCUACAAGACGGCCGUGUACAGCGUCAAGCUCAAAAUCGAGUUUUCAGUCCUCAACCGCCUCGUCAGCAUCGUCAAGCACAAAGACCUCCUCAGCAACCGAAAGACGCUCGGCACCAAUUCCCUCAACCUCAGCCGAUGGACCGGCAUCAAAAAGUCGCACCCAGACACGGGCGAUGCAAACACCGGCCCUUUUACCAAGAUGGACGAGCUCAGCUUAAGAUGCCAGAGUAGGAAGGAGUCUGUAAAGACGUUUGAAGCAAGCGUGAAUCCCAUUGGAAUCUUGGUCCCGGGCGAUGGCACCACUCCGGAUUUGGAAUCGGGGACUGGCCAGUUGUUAGCGCCUGAAAAGGCAAAGUCGAUGGAACUUAUGCAACCCUUGCGAUGAUAUAUGGGGUUUGACUGAGCCUUCUUUUUUUUCUCUACUAUUACUACUACUACUAUUACCUGAUUAAAAUAAAAUUAUUUCCAAAUUGAAUGCAAAUAGUCGUUUUAA
Messenger RNA from Bipolaris maydis ATCC 48331, 1370 nucleotides. RefSeq lists its product as uncharacterized. The record is from RefSeq and is a predicted model, not a curated record. NCBI's taxonomy places the organism in Eukaryota, Fungi, Ascomycota, Dothideomycetes, Pleosporales, Pleosporaceae.